AUGGCCGACUUUGAUGUCAACAGCUUUGAACAACUUUGUAUCAACUUUGCCAAUGAAAAACUUCACGACCACUUCAACAGACAUAUAUUCAAGUUAGAGCAGAUGGAGUAUGAAAAAGAGUCAAUAGGCUGGAAGCACAUGACCUGUCCUGACAACCAGCUUUGCUUGGACCUGAUUUCUGCCAAGCCACAUGGAAUCUUCUCCUUGCUGAAUGACCAGAGCAGCUUUCCACAGGCUACUGACAGAUCCUUCUUGGAGAAAUGUCACCACUUCCACCAGAACCAUGAACAUUACGAUCGGCCCAGGGUCCCAGCCCAGGAGUUCUCCAUCAGACACUGCGCAGGAAAGGUUUCCUAUAAAGUAGGAACACUUUGA
Messenger RNA from Branchiostoma belcheri (Belcher's lancelet), 375 nucleotides. RefSeq names its product myosin-I heavy chain-like. Gene Ontology annotation, cellular component: cytoplasm; myosin complex; actin cytoskeleton. Gene Ontology annotation, biological process: vesicle transport along actin filament; actin filament organization. Bases 1 to 375 code for a protein of 124 amino acids. The record is from RefSeq and is a predicted model, not a curated record. The transcript is spliced from 4 exons. Gene Ontology annotation, molecular function: ATP binding; microfilament motor activity; actin filament binding. Lineage: Eukaryota; Metazoa; Chordata; Leptocardii; Amphioxiformes; Branchiostomatidae.